AAAUAUGGCGGACGAUCGGUCGGCUCUGGCUGCGAAGGCGUUUAAAGCCUCGGCAAACUACGAAGAAGCCCGACCGACAUAUUCUGUUGAAUCUGUUAGAUUUCUUUUGGAAAAACUUAGAAUCUCAGAAGAAAAGGAGAAGGAAAUGAAAAACCAGCCACUCACUAUUCUUGAGUUAGGCUGCGGUACAGGUAAAUUCACAAGAGUUCUGAUGGAAGUUUUGAAAAACACUGAUGCCCGAGUGAUAGCCAGUGAUCCUCUGGAUACUAUGCUGGAAGAGUUUCGAAAAAUUUUGCCAAACGUCGAAGUGAAACAGAUCACUGCAGAGGAGAUUGCCUUUCCAGACUCAAGCAUAGAUGUGGUCCUGGCAGCCCAUUGUUUCCACUGGUUUGCAAAUGAAGAAGCUGUGAGAGAGAUAUACCGGGUGUUAGCUCCAGGAGGAACUUUGGGGAUUAUCUGGGCAUUACCAGAUGAAUCAGUACCUUGGCUAAAGGAGAUGAUGACAUUUUUUCGUCCAUUAGAAGAAGAUUUUAAGUAUACUAUCUCAAAAGAAACCAUGGACAAAGUGUUUGAAGAAGUUGGUAAGCUCUUUACUGUUGAGAAGGAGUCAGGUAUGAAGACUUCUUGGUAUCUAAGUUAUGAUGGCUGUUACAAGUAUUUUGUAUCAAAAGGCAUCAUACAAAGAGGCACCAAUGAAGUGAAACGUCAGCUCAAGACUUGGUUUGAUUAUGUUAUAGGAAAGCAUUUCCCUACCAGUGAAGAAAAGGAGUCAAUCACUUUUCCUUUAGCUUAUUUAAUUUGCUGGUGCAAGAAAAAACAAUUCUGAUGCAUGGCUUGAGGUGUUUCGUAGAAGUGCACCCUCCAAAUCAUACCUGAUAUGUGAUGAAACUCCAAAAUAACUUUUAUGUCGAUGUCAGUUUUUACCAUUGUGAGAUUGUUUUAUCAAAUCUCUUCUUGGAAAAUUUUAAGAAUACAGGUCAUAAAAUAAUAAAAUUUAAUAUACAUAUGUA
Molecule: messenger RNA, 1010 nt
Organism: Stylophora pistillata
Lineage: Eukaryota; Metazoa; Cnidaria; Anthozoa; Scleractinia; Pocilloporidae
Molecular function (GO): S-adenosylmethionine-dependent methyltransferase activity
Source: RefSeq, a predicted model, not a curated record